Molecule: messenger RNA, 1859 nt
Organism: Erigeron canadensis
Lineage: Eukaryota; Viridiplantae; Streptophyta; Magnoliopsida; Asterales; Asteraceae
Product: eukaryotic translation initiation factor 3 subunit L-like
Exons: 8
Coding region: 81-1637 (518 amino acids)
Biological process (GO): translational initiation
Cellular component (GO): eukaryotic translation initiation factor 3 complex; cytoplasm
Molecular function (GO): translation initiation factor activity
Source: RefSeq, a predicted model, not a curated record
UAUCAAAUCAAACAAACCCUAAAAUUUCUAUCCAAACCUCCCUCUCUACAUCAGCUACAGCAACAGAACAGAACACAACAAUGGCGGGAGGUUACGAACACGAAGACGGACUACCAUCCGGCGGCGGCGCGGUGGAUGACGGCUACGACCCAUCACGCGUACCAGACCCAGUGAAAUCAUUCGUGGUGCAUAUGUAUCGACACAUACGUGAGAAAAACGUGUAUGAAAUACAUCAGAUGUAUGAGACAUCUUUUCAUACAUUAAGUGACAGGAUGUUUAAGGAUAUGCCAUGGCCGUCAGUUGAAGCUGUCGCUCAGUAUGUCGACAAUGAUCAUGUGUUUUGUUUGUUGUAUCGUGAGAUGUGGUAUCGCCAUUUGUAUGCUAGGUUGUCUCCUACUCUUAAACAGCGUAUCGAUUCUUGGGAUAAUUACUGCUCCCUCUUUCAGGUGGUGUUGCAUGGGGUGGUGAAUAUGCAGUUGCCUAACCAGUGGUUGUGGGAUAUGGUGGAUGAGUUUGUCUAUCAAUUUCAAUCCUUUUGUCAGUAUCGUGCCAAAAUGAAGAACAAAACUGAACAGGAGAUCGCUCUACUAAGGCAGCAUGAUCAGGCCUGGAAUGUGUAUGGCGUUCUCAACUUUUUGCAAGCAUUGAUGGAGAAGUCUUCAAUUAUUCAGAUUCUCGAGCAGGAAAAAGAAGGCGGUGAGCAGUUCACAGCAACCGAUGGAUAUGAUUAUAGUGGUGGGAGUAAUGUCUUGAAGGUCCUGGGUUACUUUAGCAUGGUAGGUUUGCUAAGAGUCCAUUGUUUAUUGGGAGAUUAUCAAACUGGACUCAAAUGCCUACUUCCAAUUGACAUUACUCAACAAGGAGUUUACACCAGUGUUAUUGGCUGUCACAUUGCCACUAUUUAUCACUAUGGGUUUGCAAAUCUUAUGCUGCGCAGGUAUGUGGAGGCCAUACGUGAGUUCAACAAAAUCUUGCUGUACAUUUACAAGACCAAACAAUAUCACCAGAAAUCACCACAGUAUGAGCAAAUACUAAAGAAGAAUGAGCAGAUGUAUGCUUUGUUAACUGUCUGCCUGUCUCUUUGUCCCCAAGCUAAACUUGUUGAUGAAACUGUGAACUCUCAACUAUGGGAGAAGAAUGGGGAUAAAAUGUUGAAAAUGCAGCGAUACGAUGAUGAGUCAUUUGGCGUCUAUGAUGAGCUUUUCUCAUAUGCAUGUCCCAAGUUUAUCACACCUUCUGCACCAAGCUACGAAGAACCACUUGUUAACUACAAUCAGGAUGCAUAUAGGCUUCAAUUGAAGUUGUUCCUUUAUGAGGUAAAGCAACAGCAACAACUGUCAGUCGUGAGGACUUUCUUGAAAGUGUAUUCGACUAUCUCUCUUGAGAAGCUUGCAACCUACAUGGAAGUGGAUGAAACCACUUUAAGGUCAAUCUUGAUGACAUAUAAGCACAAAACUCAUUCUGUUGGCGCUGAUGGGAAAAUCAUAUCCAAUGCCGAUAUUGAUUUUUACAUUGAUGAUGACCUAAUUCAUGUUGUUGAAAUCAAGAAACCCAAGCUAUAUGGCGAUUACUUUUUGCGUCAAAUUGUUAAGUUUGAGGCAGCGAUUGGUGAUCUGGACAGAAUUAAGCUGGAAUGAAUUUUUUGUACUAUUCUCUCCUUUCAAGGAUAGAUUUUUGUUGCCUUUUUCGGAACAUUCAGGUUUUGCAUUGUUUAAUAGUGUUGGCUAAUUUUCCAGCUACCAAAAGUUGUAUUAGGUAGUAGUAUGUUGAUCUAUUUCAAGAAUGUUGUGUGCUGGAUAUCUGUGACCAUGAUGUUUGAACUUCUAGUAACCUGCAAUGAACAAGCUCAUCGCCUCUCA